Molecule: messenger RNA, 3092 nt
Organism: Peromyscus eremicus (cactus mouse)
Lineage: Eukaryota; Metazoa; Chordata; Mammalia; Rodentia; Cricetidae
Gene: Ccdc186
Product: coiled-coil domain containing 186
Exons: 16
Coding region: 232-2982 (916 amino acids)
Biological process (GO): vesicle cytoskeletal trafficking
Cellular component (GO): trans-Golgi network
Molecular function (GO): small GTPase binding
Source: RefSeq, a predicted model, not a curated record
GCUGUAGCCGCGCCGGCUUCGGCGUCGCCGCCAUCUUUGUUGAUGUGUCAGCUCCUCAGGGGUUUAGAGGGGGAACCUCGGUUGAGAGCCAGCGAUCGGCCGCGGUCUCCACGCGUGACGUGCUCGUCCACUCCGUGUCGGCGGGACCCGGCCAUGGAGACGCUGGCCCGGGAGCCGGAGCUCCAUCGGCCUCGUUAGGGUGCGGCCCGGGGCUGGGGACGGACGAUGUAAAUGAAGAUCAGGAGCAGAUUUGAAGAAAUGCAAAGUGAAUUGGUACCAGUCAGCAUGUCAGAGACAGAGCACAUGGCCUCCAUUUCUUCUGAUGCAAAUACUGGGAAAACACCUGAGUUAAAAGAAGACUCGUGCAACCCAUUUUCUGGUGAUGAAAGCAACAAAUUAGAAACCGAAUCUGAACUAUUGUCAUUGAACUCUGACAAAAUUUUAUGUCAACCUAAUGAACACAGUUGUCAAAUUGAACAAGAAAACCUUAUUCCAGACUGUGGUGGUGGUGAGAAUUCUUAUGUUAAAACAGACCCGUACUCAGAAAACUCUGAACAAGUAGAUGACUUUCCUGCUGGGGACUUUGCAAAACAAGUGUCAAAAACAAGUGACCCAGAACAGACAGUGACACAGAUACUGGCGGAGUUGAGGUCCUCUGCAUCUACAGAAGCCAGUGACCCAAAGACGUCCUCAGCAAGCCUCUACGACACAGACUGCACCAGGAAACUCAUUUCUCAGAUAAAGACUGUUUCAGCAUCAGAUGAUUUGUUGGGAGAAAUCGAGUCUGAGCUUUUGUCUGCAGAGUUUGCAGAUGAACACCAAGUACCAAAUGGAGUGAAUAAAGGCGAGCACGCCUUAGCCCUGUUUGAGAAGUGUAUGCAUGGCAAGUACUUGCAGCAGGAGCUCACGAUUAAGAAGUUAAUUAAAGAAAAUAAGAAUCAUCAGGAACUCAUCUUAAAUAUUUGCUCAGAAAAAGACAAUUUAAGAGAAGAACUGAAAAAAAGAACAGAAACAGAGAAGCAGCAUAUGAACACAAUUAAACAGUUAGAAUUAAGAAUAGAGGAACUGAAUAAAGAAGUUAAAGCUUCUCAAGAUCAGCUAGUUGCACAGGAUGUCACAGCUAAAAAUGCAAUUCAGCAAAUCCACAAAGAGAUGACCCAGAGGAUGGACCAGGCCAAUAAGAAAUGUGAAGAGGCUCGUCAAGAAAAGGAAGCAAUGGUAAUGAAGUAUGUGAGAGGUGAGAAGGAGUCUCUAGACCUUCGCAAAGAAAAAGAAACACUUGAGAGAAAACUUAGAGAUGCAAAUAAGGAGUUGGAGAAAAACACUAACAAAAUUAAGCAGCUUUCUCAGGAGAAAGGGCGGCUGCAGCAACUCUAUGAAUCGAAGGAAGGUGAAACGUCUAGACUCAUCAGAGAAACAGACAAAUUAAAGGAGGAGAUCAGCUCGUACGUCAUUAAAGUCAAGUGGGCACAGAACAAGCUAAAGGCUGAGAUGGAUUCACACAAGGAAACCAAAGAUAAACUCAAAGAAACAACGUCAAAAUUAACACAGGCAAAGGAAGAAGCUGAUCAGAUCCGGCAAAACUGUCAAGAUAUGAUAAAAACAUAUCAGGAAUCAGAAGAAAUUAAGUCAAAUGAGCUUGAUGCAAAGCUCAGAGUCACAAAAGGAGAACUUGAAAAACAAAUGCAAGAAAAAUCUGACCAGCUAGAGAUGCAUCAUGCCAAAAUAAAGGAACUGGAAGAUCUGAAGAGGACAUUUAAGGAGGGUAUGGAUGAGCUCCGGACAUUGAGAACAAAGGCAAAAUGUCUAGAAGAUGAACGCUUAAGAACUGAAGACGAAUUAUCAAAAUACAGGGAAAUUAUUAAUCGUCAGAAAGCUGAAAUUCAGAGUUUACUGGACAAAGUGAAAAUGACAGAUCAGAUCCAGGAGGAGCUUCAGAGUGGUAAACAAGAAAUUGAACAUUUGAAGGAAGAAGUGGAAAGCCUUAAUUCUUUGAUUAAUGACCUACAGAAAGACAUCGAAGGCAGCAGGAAAAGGGAGUCUGAGCUCCUGCUGUUCACGGAGAAGCUCACUAGUAAGAACGCACAGCUGCAGUCUGAGUCCUGCUCUCUGCAGUCACAAGUGGACAGCCUCUCCUGCAGUGAAAGUCAGCUGCAAAGCCAGUGUGAGCACAUGACACAGACCAACGCUCACUUGGAGACCAGAUUGCUCAGAGAGGAGGAACUGCGGAAAGAGGAGGUCCAGAGCCUGCAGGCCGAGCUCUCCACUAUGCAGACAGAAGUUAAAGCCCUCAGCACCCAAGUGGAAGAACUGAAAGAUGAGUUAGUAACACAGAGGCGCAAACACGCCUCCAAUGUCAAGGAUCUUAGCAAACAGCUUCAGCAAGCACGGAGAAAACUAGACCAGACUGAGAAUGGGAACUACGAUAAAGAAGUUAGCAGCAUGGGAAGCCGUUCUAGUUCAUCAGGGUCACUUAAUGCUCGCAGCAGUGCUGAAGACCGAUCUCCAGAGAAUACCAGCUCCUCAGUGGCUGUGGACAACUUCCCAGAAGUGGACAAGGCCAUGCUGAUUGAGAGGAUAGUGCGGCUGCAGAAGGCGCAUGCCCGGAAGAAUGAGAAGAUAGAGUUCAUGGAGGACCACAUCAAACAACUGGUAGAAGAGAUAAGAAAGAAAACCAAAAUAAUUCAGAGUUACAUUUUACGAGAAGAAUCAGGCACACUUUCUUCAGAAGCAUCUGAUUUUAACAAAGUGCAUUUGAGUAAACGCGGUGGCAUCAUGGCAUCCUUAUACACAUCCCAUCCCGCUGACAGUGGGCUAACACUGGAGCUCUCUUUGGAAAUCAACCGAAAAUUACAGGCUGUUUUGGAAGAUACAUUGCUAAAAAAUAUUACUUUGAAGGAAAACCUGCAAACACUUGGAACAGAAAUAGAACGCCUUAUUAAACACCAGCAUGAACUGGAGCAGAGGACGAAGAAAACCUAACAAAAAGCUCUUGCCCAGUAGACAGACCAGAGCUGCAGACCAGCAGGUGCCAUUGUCCAGUGUCCUGAAACAGCCCUUGCUUUGUGUCAACUAAUCAAAAGUUCAUUUUA